Molecule: messenger RNA, 8499 nt
Organism: Dicentrarchus labrax (European seabass)
Lineage: Eukaryota; Metazoa; Chordata; Actinopteri; Moronidae
Product: NACHT and WD repeat domain-containing protein 2
Exons: 9
Coding region: 742-5937 (1731 amino acids)
Molecular function (GO): protein binding
Source: RefSeq, a predicted model, not a curated record
GCUCGGUCGGCUCGUAGAGACAGCAGGAUGCCAAAGGGAGCACUCCGACACACGGCGUCCGUUUUACCGUCUCCCGGCGUCGUCUCUCGGCCACAACAACUCUGAUGGGCGUUUUUAUCCUCCUUUUACCGUCCUCGACGCUUGGAUAUUUUCGGAAGCCACGAAAUGAAGCGAAUGAAUGUGAGCAACAAGAAGUGUCCUGUUGUUGUGCCUGUCUCCAGCAUCACUAGUAGUCAAGUCCUCUCUGUGGAUGCGGUGCCUCAGUGAUGUUUUAGUUGUCUAUUUUUUUGUUUUUUUUUCAGAGGAUUUUAUUUAGUGUUCUGUAGCGGACUACCCAACUUUUUCCCCGCUUUUUUUGUUGUCUUUUUCGAGGUUUUCCGUCUUUGAAACAAAAAAGAUUUCAGGAUAGACCAACUCCGGAAAACCAGCGACUUGACAUCUGCUCCUGGCGGAAUAACCAUUGUUAGCGGUUAUUCGCCCUUACAAGCAUCUUCUCUGGGGUGGGAAUAGGACUGAUGCUUGCCUUGCUCGUCUAUUCGAGUUGUGUAUCGUCUCGUCUCUGUUUGUCUGUUUGUUCCCACAGUGGCAUGAAAAUUCAUGAAUGCGUCCAAGGACAUGUAUACAAAUUACGCAUGCACCAUGACGGUAGUAGGCUCAUGGGCGUUAGAAGUAUGACAAGGAGUAAAAUACCCUCUAAAAUACUGAUUUUUAUGAUUUUAGCCACGCUGGAAGUCGCCCCCCAUGUGGCCGUCGGGAGCGGGGAGCAGGCAGCCCUGCCCGCGGGAGUCGGCGCUGCGCAAGGCGGCCAUCAGCGGCAACAUCAACUCCCUGCCGCACAACGUCCCCACCGGCCGCAGCGUCCGGGUCUUCAUCUGUUCCAACCCCGACGACACGGAGGCGGAGAGGAACGCACUGAAAGAGCAUGUCUACCCCAAACUACGAGACUUCUGCAGGGAGAACUAUGGGAUUGAAUUCCAGGUGGUGGAUCUGUACUGGGGCGUGGACCCAGAGGAGUGGGACAGUCCAGACCUGCAGAGACUCCGAAUGAAACUUCUGGAGGAAUGUCUGAAGACCUCAGCGGGACCAUGUUUUGUUGGUCUGGUGGGAGAAAAGUACGGCAGCAUCCGAGUGCCGGGGGAGGUGGAAUCAGCGGAGUUUGAGAUGAUCUUGGAUGCAGCUGUUGAGGCGGGGCUGGACACACACAUCUUGGAAGAGUGGUACUGCAGGGAUGAAAACUCUGUGCCACCCGCAUACUACCUCAAACCCAAAGCCCAAAUGCUUAAGAACUACCAGAACUCUAUGGAGUCGAGCAGCGCAGCAAAGACCAAGAAUGACAAGGCCUGGAGGAACGUGUCGGAGGAGAUCAAGAGGAUCUUCCGGACAGCGGUGCUGCAGCUUCAGGAGAAGGGGACCAUGAAGAGCGCUCAGGCCAAGAAAUUCCUUUGCUCUGCCUUGGAGGAUGAAUUAGACUUUGCCCUUGGGAAACAAACUCCUGCCUUUCUCAGGAAAUGUGUCUGCUACAUUCGUAAGAUCUCUAACUUCGACCGCUUCGCCAAACUCCCCGAGAUGGGCCGAUACAUGGACAUCGUGGUGAGCGGCGAUCGCGUCAUGCGCAACCAGGAAGCCUACGAACGCCUUCUGAAGGUACGGGACGAAUUCAUCCCCACGGUCGUCGCUGCCUCCAACCUCCGUGUCUAUUCUUCGGUCACUCACUGCGACAUGAAGCUGGGCUACUCCCAAGAAGUGGAGAGCAACUACGUGGAAGGUCUGUGUAAACAGUUCUACGAGGACAUGGUGGACAUCAUCCAAGCCACGGUCCAGCAGAACUUUGACACCGAGACUGACCCGCUGUACGACGAGAUCCUGCAGCACUUGUCCCUCUGUAAAAGCUACGCAGCGCUCUACGAGUUCAAGACCGAAUCCUUGGAUUACAUACAGGAAUAUCUCCUGCCAUCCAAGGGGAGCAGGAUGAGCCCUCUGGUGGUGUACGGGGGGCCGUGCACUGGGAAGACUCUGCUGCUGGCUGAGGUGGCCAAACAGGCCUACACAUGGCUGCAGAAAGAGAUGGGUCCUGAGACCGACCCAGUGGUCAUUGUCCGUUUUAUUGGCUCCACCCAGCUCUCCACGGACCUACGUACCCUCCUCCAAAGCAUUUGUGAACAGAUUGCACUAAACUACCGCUGCCUGAUUCACUUUUUGCCUAACAAGAUCCAGGAGAUGAGGGAGCUGCUGAUCAACCUUCUAGGGGAAUCUACAUUCCACAGGCCCUUGGUUAUUGUCCUGGAUGCCCUGGAGCAGCUCUCAGAGGCCGAUGAGGUUCGCAAGCUGUGGUGGCUCCCCAUACACCUGCCUCGGACAGUCCGCAUUGUAGUCUCAACAUUGCCCAAUAAACAUGGCAUCCUGCAGAAGCUUCGACACCUCAUUCAUGAUGAAGGCUAUUAUGUGGAAUUAAUACAGAGGGAUCGCAAGGUCUGCAGCCAAACAUUAAAACAGCAGUUGCUGGGGGUGAAAAGAAAGGUCACCUCAGGCCAACAGAUCUAUGUCAACGAGGCACUUGCCAAGUGUACAUUGCCAAUGUUUGUCAACCUCAUCUACAGAGAAGUUGUUCACUGGAGGUCUCACAAAGAUGUGGACGACAGGUCACUGUGCUCCACAGUGCAUGAAAGCAUAGAACAGCUCUUCUACUCAGUGGAGAACAAGUUGGGCCAACGAUUUGUCUUCAGAGCUCUAGGUUAUAUCACCAUGGCCAAGGCUGGGCUAACUGAGGUUGAGCUGGAAGAUAUUUUGUCCCUUGAUAAUAUAGUUCUUGGUGAUGUUAUUGUGGCAACGUACCUCAAAAACCCCUUGAGGAUCUCUUACGAUUUGGUUGCAAAGCUCAAAGAGGAGCUGGAUGGUUAUCUGGUGGAACGUCAGGUUCGUAACGUCACCUUGAUGGUUUGGGCCAACCGACACCUGCAUCUCAUUGCCCAGAAGCUGUAUCUUAGCAAUGAGGAGGACGUCCAUCAAAUGCACAGCCUCCUAGCUGAGUACUUCCUGGGGGCAUGGUCAGGAGGCAGGAAGAAGAUCUUCACUUACGAUAACAACCAUUUCACGUCCCUGAAUAUAUCUCAUCACAAAAACCCCCACCAACAGCAGUCCCAUGAAAAAACGUCCUCCGACAAGUACUCAUAUGACCGACAGACUCCAGAGCAGCCUUGGGUGUUCCAGUGCAACCUUUUGGAGCCUGACAUUUUCUUUGUCAACCACAGGAAGAUGACAGAGCUGGUGUACCACCUCACCAGGAGUGGGCGCACUGAUGACCUCAUGUUCGGUGUCAUCAUGAACUUCAGCUGGCUGUACACAAUGAUCAAGAUUGGCCAGUUUGAAAAGGCUGUAACAGACAUUGACCUAGCUUACAGCUACACCCAAGAAAAAGAACUGAAGUUCCUGGCCACCACUCUCCGUAGCAUAAAGGUAAAAGUGCUGAAGAACCCAGCAUCGCUGUCUGCAGAAAUUCAGCAAAGGCUGCUGCCAGUUGUCACCUCACUACCUAAGCUCAGACACCUCCUCCUGGAGUGUGACAAAGAUGGCCCGAAGUACUGCUCCAUUGUGCCUCUCCACUCGUCUAUGGACGUCACCUACAGUCCAGAGAGGCUUCCUCUGUGCUCUAGCUACAUGCAGAUUGUGGAGAUCUUGCCCACUCUGGCCCCAAACAUUGUCCUUGUAGCCCUGGAAGAUGGGUCUGUCAGCACCUGGGAUGUAGAGAGCAGACAACUUCUAAGACAGAUCGACACAGCCAAAUCCGUUGUGCUGGGAAUCAGGCUAACCACUGAUGAAAAGUAUCUGGUCGUGGCCACAACCAAAAACACGCUGCUGAUCUAUGAUAAUCACAAGUCCUGCCUUUUAUCUGAGGUUGAAAUCAAGGGGUCCAAGCAUGGUGGCGUCACUGGUGGGGUGGCUUUCAUCAAUGGUUUUACACUGUCGACCCAUCAUGCUUUGGCUUGGCUUGAAGCCAGUAAAGACGUCAACGUUAUUGACCUACUCUAUGGUUGGCCUCUCUACCAGUUCCACUGCUGGUAUGAGGUGACUUCUGUCCAGUGCUCGCCAGAUGGAAUGUAUGCCUUCUGCGGACAGUACCUCAACACUGCAUCCAUCUUUCAUCUGGGAAAUGGCGACAAGUUGGCCACUGUGACCUCUGAGUUUUCAGGGGGAUUCGUAAAGUCCAUUCUAGUUCUGGAUACUCUUAACCAAAUGGUGAUGAUUGACAAUGAAGGCAGUUUGUCAGUAUGGAACACCAAAGAGAUCACCAACCCACGGCUGAUGGAGGAUUACGAUUGUAGAGGGGAUGAUAGUGAAGUGGUGGGCAUUGAGUUAUCUGAAGACCAGCGCUCCAUUCUCAUUUGCAAGGCCAGAAGUAUUGAGGUUCUGGACACAAAAGUAUGGAAAAUGGUAGAGAAGUUCAAAGCCAAACGUACCGAACGCUUUGUGGCCGCUGUCCUCUCCAAGAAUGGACAAAGCAUUGUGGCCUCCAUGGAGAAUACCUCCUCCAUCUUUGUCUGGAGGAGGGACAGUGGACAGUGCAUGGCUAGCCUGAUUGAGAUCUCAGGUGCUAUCGUCAAACUCAUUAAAUCGGUCCACCACAAUCUGCUCCUUUCUGUUGCCAGCAGUGGAGUGCUGUCUGUUUGGGACAUUGAUAUCAUCACCGCCAUGUCCAAUAUUGACAAAACCGGCAAGAAGAUCGCGACCUUGCAGCUGUCUGGCAGAGAGGAUUAUGUGUUUACCAUGGACGGUUCAGAAGCUGUCCACAAGUGGAACUUCAGCACUGGCUUUAUUGAGACGGUCUUUAAGCACGAGGGCAUAGUGGAGAACUGUGUCCUAACCUCCUCAGGGGAUCUCAUGGUGACUUCAGAUGACAAGUCUAGUCAAUACAUCUGGCAAACCAACACUGGAGAAAACAUCUUCCGCAUCAAUGGACAGAGAAUAUCACAGCUGCUAAUCACCCACAACGACCAAUUUGUAGUGUCUCUCUGUGAGCAGAACGCCUCCAGAGUUUGGAGGCUCGCGACUGGGCACAAAGUGUGCAACAUUUUAGUCACCCUCCAGAAUGCACUGGUCACCACAGCAAACACUUUCCUUGUGGGAACCACCAAAAACAAGCUCCUCGCUGUCAGCCUGUGGUCAGGCAGCGUAUCCAAGAAGUUUGUCUGUGACGAUGGCAUUACCAUCGUCAACUUCAAGCUCAUUCCUGACUGCCCUGACUGUGUGGUGUUCAUCACAUCCACAGAGACCGUCUUCAUCUGGAGCGUGGCAGAUGAGUCAGUUUGCAGGCGAGUCCAGCUGCCAACCAACUUCCUCAAAAAUCUAGAGGACUUCCAGAUCUCGCCCAAUGGGAAACUAGGAAUUGUCUCCAAAGGUGAUGAGAAUAUUAACGUCUUGGAUCUUCACAGCGGGAAGCUGAGGCUUGUCCAUGCUGCUGGUAUAAUUUGGCGUCAGAAAUUAUCAAGAGAUGGACGUUAUUUAGUGUAUGUCUGUUUCCGGAACUGUGAUGAAGACGAUGAUGCUGGUGUUGUGUCCAAUCUGAUCGUCAUGCGCCUUGCUGAUGGGAAAAGCAUCGGCACGUGCUCCCUAUACAAGACGCCCACCUUCCUGUGUCUCUCGCAGCGAGCACUAAACAUCAUCAUUGGCUUUGAGGACGGCAGCAUCGGCACAUACACAGUAGUGGACCGUGUGGAUGCUGCCCUCAAGAUAAAGAUAGCCACCUCCAACAGCCGACAGAUUGUCAACAAUGCCUCGCAGAAGGUGCGACCCAAAUGUGGCAACCAUUCCUUCAAGACCGUUGCCGACUGCGUUUGGAGGGAGUCAACGGAGGUCUUCUCCAGGGACAGCCCUAUCAACGUGUCUGACUCUGGGGAAGGUGAGUCAACCACGCCUACAAAAAAGACUGAACUGCUGCAGUGAUAGGUGGAGAUCAGAGAAGCGGGUGGGGUUAGGAGAUGCAGGUGGAGAUAAGUGACAAAGUUUAGAAUCUCUGGGGUUGCAGUUGAUUCUUGUUUACAGCCACGUGAUACAGCUGCAGAUGUCAGCCCUCUGGGUAGUUAAUGGGCCGACCAUUUUAACGCUGCACUCAAAUUAUGUAUUACUUACUUCCAACUUAUGAUACAGUUUCUCUUUGUUUUACACACUAAGACUGUUAAAAGAAUAGUACUUUUUUUUUUAAAGAAGACAAAUGUCAAUUCUGUGAGGUAUUAGUUUGCCAUUAUGUGUCCUUUUGCAUUUGAAGAACAAAGUUAUUAUUCAAAUGUCUUGGUCAAACAUUUCAAAGCCAUUCCAGUGAUCUUAGCCACUUUCAUUGUACACUAUCUUUAUUUACAUAUGUGCACAUUAAGCCAUAAUGUUGUUCUUUAAAAAAAAAAAAAAAAAGAGUGUAUUUAUGUUUGUAUCAACAUCAGUCGGUACUGUACAAAAAGGAAGAACUAUGAACAUAUGUACAUAUCCCUUUUUGGCUGCUGCAAUUUGUGCAACUCCUUAAAAAUGUUAUGUUGUGCUUAAUGCAAUCAAAGUGAGUGCCUGGAAUUUAAAAUGUUCUUUAUGUGCAGAUUACAAGAUUUAUGAAAAUGCAGGGAAUUUGUAAACACAGUAUACACACAGUUACAUAAUACUUGCAUUGAUGUUAAAUCUAAACGAUCAGUGUACUGAAAUCCAGUCAACAACACGAGAGAUCGAUGGCAUUGCUCUUUGUAAUGAUAAUUGUAGAAAUUUCUUGGAACGGUUUGCGUAAAUUUGAUGUGGAUUUACCUGCAGUUCCAUCAGUUUGUGUGCUGUUUGUGUUAAGGGAAACACCACUAUUGAGCAUACAGUGUAGCAUAGCACCAUACACAUUCACGCCUUAACCAAUGUAUUUGCUUUAGGUUUAGUGGAGUUUCUUCAAAUGUUCCAGUAGAAAAGGAGACAAACGUUUUACUGAAACAACUUGGUCAUGUGAAUAUAUUUAGAGGUUUAGACAGUUAGGUGGAAGCACUUUAUGAGUGGUUUGUGAGAAAUUAGAUUUAUUCAUAUGACACAUUGUAUAAAUCGUUUAAAGUGAUCUAGACUUGUCUUAAAAUAAGUAUUGGAUUUUCCUACAAAUAUACACACAAGGCCAUCCAGGUACUUGCAGGCUACAGCUAACUCACUUGAAAAACAGACUUUCUGUAUAAAGUACGCCUGUAUCAAUACGAAAACUGACAUUAGAGAUGGGACAUUUUGAAAAUAUAUAUGUAUAAAAUAAGAGUCAAUAAUUUAAAACUUUUGAAAUUAUGUUAUGAAAUAUUUUUUUAAAUCUUUGGUUGUGUAUCAGCUUUUGUAUACCUGUGAAAAAAAAACUUUUAAGAACAUUUAAGAAGUCACAUGAGUACAGAUUCAAAGAGCCCACAUUUAGGUUACAUUUACAGUCAAAUCAUGGCCAGAAUUCACACUUUAUAUUUACUUUUCUUACAUUUUAUCACAGGUUUAUACAUGUGACACACAACCGCAGGUUUUGAAAUUCUUUCUAAACAUUAUUUCACGAGCUCUAGAUCUUUUUGAUCCUCACGUGAGCCUAUAGAAACCUGACUCUGGUAACAUCACGACAGGCUGAAAUAAAAGCUGUUAAGUUCUGGUUUGCUGACAAUCUAAAAAAGAAUAGAUUAGUUAUUUAUGAGGUUGUACCUUGCAGGUACCGCGAUCGCUUUUGUUAAAGCAUGUCUGUAAUAACCCAAAAAACGCAAUUUAUGAGCUCUGAUGAGACCAAUCAUCUGCCAGGCAUGAUUGAAAACAACACACUUACACUUUUGACAUAUACUUUUUAAGGGCUAUUCCAUCUUAUUGUAUGUUUACUAGUUUUGAACUGUUGAGGUAACGGCCCUUGGAUAAUUUCAAAACCGGGUAGCAGCAUCAAGCUUUAAAAAAAAAAAAAAAAACGUAAUUUCCCUUCAAGUCAAGAGUUUCUAAUUGAAAAAAAUAUAUAUAACAUGUAAUUGCCAAAGUCCCGAUUAUAGUUUGUGUUUCAUUUGGUUGACUGUCUCAUUUUGUUUUUUGAGGCUUGUACUGUAAUUAUAUUGUUACCAAAUAGUUUCAGUGUUCUACUGUGAUUAUGUUUAUGAUAGAGAAAAUGUGCUAUCUUUGCUAAAAAGUCCUCUUAUAAAAUAUAUUGGAAUGCCAGUUUAAGAGUAUAUUUGAAUGUGUCCAUAUGGAAGCCAGUAAAUGGUAUUAUUGUAUGUUAAGUAACUUGAAUGACUUUUAAUAACUUACAUGUUUGCAACUCAUAGUUGACAUACUGGUAUAAUGAAUGUUUCUAUGGUAUUCUUUGUAUUGUCAGGACUGACUUACCUGUUUAGAGAUUUAUAUUUUCAUAAAUGUUGUACUUACAUUUUGUUACAGAGUUGUUUAACUGGAAUUCAAACAGAAAAAGAAACUUAUGUCUGAAGCAAUAUGAAACUAGUGUGUAUGCAUCGUUUGUAUGAAACAUUUUACUGUAAUAAAAUGGUUCACUUUUUGCCUCCA